GACGAUGAGGUCAUUCAAGAAGGUCUCCUCAGGCCCAGCAGGGGCGAGUAAAGGUGGAGACGAGCCCGGGAAGUUGCCGGAGCAGGAAGAGGAGGAAUCCCAGGUUUUGCACGGAACAGGCCAUUGCAAGUGGUUCAAUGUGCGAAUGGGAUUCGGGUUCAUCUCCAUGAUCAACCGGGAAGGAAACCCUUUGGAGUCUCCAGUUGAUGUUUUUGUACACCAAAGCAAGCUUUACAUGGAAGGAUUUAGAAGCCUAAAGGAAGGCGAACCAGUGGAAUUUACUUUUAAGAAAUCUUCCAAAGGCCUUGAAUCAAUACGGGUAACAGGCCCUGGUGGGAGCCCCUGUUUAGGAAGUGAGAGACGACCCAAAGGGAAGACAGUACAGAAAAGAAAACCAAAGGGAGAUAGAUGCUACAACUGUGGUGGCCUUGAUCAUCAUGCUAAAGAAUGUAGUUUACCUCCACAGCCAAAGAAGUGCCAUUACUGUCAGAGCAUCAUGCACAUGGUGGCUAACUGCCCUCAUAAAACUGUUUCACAACAGCCCACUAGUUCUCAGGGAAGAUAUGAAGCAGAACCACAGCCUUCCACUUCUUCUUUCCUGAGAGAAGGGGGAGGGGCUUAUGUCCAUUCAUCUCCAUCUUAUUCUCAGGAGGGAAGGUCAGAGAUCUUAGAACGUUCAGGCAGGUCACCACAAGAAGCUUCCGCCAGUAAGUUAUCUGCAUCUCCUGAAGAACAAAGUAGAAGGGGGCCUUCUGUUCAAAAAAAGGAAAAAAACUUAGAGCUUUGUCAUAGCCUUUCGUUUUCUUUACCCUCUUGGAAUGUCUACCUCAUGCAAGAACAGGGGAAGUAA
This is a messenger RNA of Gopherus flavomarginatus (Mexican gopher tortoise), 850 nucleotides long. RefSeq names its product lin-28 homolog B (gene LIN28B). NCBI's taxonomy places the organism in Eukaryota, Metazoa, Chordata, Testudines, Testudinidae. The record is from RefSeq and is a predicted model, not a curated record. The transcript is spliced from 4 exons. Gene Ontology annotation, molecular function: nucleic acid binding; zinc ion binding. The coding region runs from base 5 to 850 and encodes 281 amino acids.